AUGACCGUCUACAGGCAUCGGAGGCGUAUCCAAUAUAUUAGCCUCUCAAACAGCGAUGACGAUCUUGCCAUCGACACCUCUCUCAGUUUCUUGCGCAAGUUAUGGAAUAUGGAGGUGAUCAGCUCCUCCAAUGGGCUGCUCCUCUGCCGCUCGUGGGUCCGAGAAAUCGACUCCAUAUCUCCUCUAAUCUAUGGCGACUUCCACGCUAUAUCCCUCUACGUCUGCAAUCCCGCCACUAGAGAGUGGGCUGUCCUCCCUGAAGAAGAUGAUAUCUACGGGUACCUUGCUUUGGGCUUCGAACCUCGCCUCUCCCACCACUACCAUGUCCUCCGCUUCGGCGGCGACGACGACGGGAUCCCUAGGUUUAGGAUCUUCUCGACUAGGACAAACCAGUGGGUGGAGAGCGAAGUCUCUUAUGGCAGAACGUAUAACAGCCUACAGGCUACUUUCACCAAUGGGAUUUUCUAUGUUGCAUACGGUCUAAACCAAGUCUGGGGAAUUGAUCCAGAGGGAAAGGUUUGCCACAGAAUCGAGCUGCCUGAGUCCGAUGGCAUGGACUGUCUUGGACACUCAGGGGGUUAUUUGCAUUAUAUGCUGCGAAGCAAGGGUAAGAUAAAGGUGUGGAUGCUUAAGGACUACUGUCAUGUCGAUUGGAUCUUCAAGCAUUGCAUUAAUGUCAGAGCUAUGUUACAGAAACAUGGGAUCCCUGAAACACCUUAUGUUUAUGUCACAGAAUUUCAUCCAGAUGUGGAUGCUAUUUUCCUUCGAAUAGAUGACAACAUCUUCUCAUAUCACUUAAAUAGUGGUAGAUUGGAAGAAGUCUACAACUUGCCUGAUACAAGCGGUCUAGAAUGUGUUGCGUAUUCACCCACUAAUCGAAGGGGUUUGGCGAUGAGGUUGUCUGAUGGGAUGGACGAGGGACAGGCUUAUGCACGACUCAUGGCAACAGAUCAUAACGUGUUAGAGGUUCGUAAAAUUUACUAUCUAUUGUCUUUUUGUUUUUAG
Molecule: messenger RNA, 1005 nt
Organism: Phoenix dactylifera (date palm)
Lineage: Eukaryota; Viridiplantae; Streptophyta; Magnoliopsida; Arecales; Arecaceae
Product: F-box protein At5g49610-like
Molecular function (GO): protein binding
Source: RefSeq, a predicted model, not a curated record